ACUCAUGCAGCAGAACGCAUUUUGCAGCCGAUAGCGGCAGCGGACCGAUUUGUGGCAGUCGAUGAGGUCGUUUUCGAUGGGCGCCGUCGUGGUGGUGGCUGUCGUUGGCGCACUCUGCCUAUCCGCCAGAAGGCGCUGCUCGCCGCUGCUAUCGCUGGUGACGGCCGCUGCCGCGUUCGAUCUGCAUAG
Messenger RNA from Ilex paraguariensis (yerba mate), 189 nucleotides. The record is from the annotation of a GenBank genome assembly. NCBI's taxonomy places the organism in Eukaryota, Viridiplantae, Streptophyta, Magnoliopsida, Aquifoliales, Aquifoliaceae.